Fimicolochytrium jonesii is the source of this 699-nucleotide messenger RNA. RefSeq lists its product as uncharacterized. Gene Ontology annotation, cellular component: transcription factor TFIID complex. The record is from RefSeq and is a predicted model, not a curated record. Lineage: Eukaryota; Fungi; Chytridiomycota; Chytridiomycetes; Spizellomycetales; Powellomycetaceae. The transcript is spliced from 2 exons. The coding region runs from base 136 to 540 and encodes 134 amino acids. Gene Ontology annotation, molecular function: protein heterodimerization activity.
UGGGUGUGGGUGAUCCCUAGAUCCGCAUCAUCAUAGUACACAGCAAUUCGCCGAGACGAAAAACGGACUGACUUUGGACACCAGAACUUUCUUUUAUCGAACACGACCUCAACCUCCUUCGCCACCAACCGCUCCAUGAGCUCGGCGUUCGCAGCCAACCUGGUGACCGCCGCGCUGGCAAAAAUCCUUAUCCAAGCAGGGUUUGAACGGGCCCAGAAUUCUUCGACCAGCAUCCUUGCCGACAUUUUCGUUCGAUAUUUGGAACUACUAGCUUGUACUGCUUCGAAGCAUGCGAAUCACCAGGGGCGGACGACCGGGAACUUUGAAGACGUGGCGCGAGUUUUGGACGAUUUCAGCGUCGACCCAACAGCGCUGACGGAGUUCUGUCGGACCUGGGCUGUGCAUAUCAAUCCAGAGAGUGUGGGAGGAAACCAUGGCAACCCUUCUUCGCCAUCACAUACGGGCGCGCCAGCGAACAGUCACAGGCAUGGGAAAGCUGAAGACCAUGAUGAGCCCGCUGCUUUUCCCAUAAGUGAGUAGGCGCCGAUGGACUUGACGUGGGAUGGGCCUUUUCGAAAGACCUUUGACUGGUGCGUGGGGUCAAAUGUUGUGCCUAUAUCGACGAAUUAUUAGAGGCAUCGGCCCUCGAAGCGAAACAUAAGAGCCUUCUUCCAAGGAAAGCAAGAGGUUCAGCGAGUC